AAAUAAAUCCCAACCUGGGAUGUAGUAGGCUAUAGUCUGACGAAGCCGCCAUUUCAAAGCGCAAAAGAGCCACAAAAGCUGUAGGAAACUUUGUAAUUUUUUUAUUUUUCUAAUAUAUAUAUAUUUGUUUUUAAUAGCUAGGAGGAACAUUUAUUACUUUUUGAAUCUACCUCGCUUGCAUCACCAAAUGAAAUGGAUGCUGACACAGAAGAAAAUGUGACGGAAACUUCAAAAAUCUCUAAGGAUGAAUCUCGGAAAACCUUAAUGGACAACAAAUUUAGGGGUCAUGGGUUUAAAAGCCGGGGUCGAGGGGGUCGGAUGAGUCGAGGCGCCAUGUUUGGUGGGCGGGGCAUGAUGAAAGGGUUUGGUCCACCUGGAUAUUGGAGGGGCCAAGGGAAAGAUGGAGCCAUGAAUGGAUUUUCACCCAUGAGAGGAAUGAGGAGGAUGCGACCUUUCCCAGGCCUAAGAGGUCAUCGAGGUAGGGGUGGACCAAUGGGCAUGGGCCCUCCUCUUCACCUCAGGGGCCACUACCCACCCAUGCACAGGUACGAACACCCUCCUCCACGUCCUCCACGUCCUAUUGGUUUCAGAGGGUAUUCACGACUCCCUCGAGGGUAUUCACGACUCCCUCGAGGGUAUUCACCACACCCUCGAGGCCGUGGCAUGCUGCCCCCUGGACUUCACGACUUCUACCCCUGCGGCCCAAGAGGCUACCAAAAUGGACCCUUCUCUCCUCCACCUCACCCCCCACCUGGCAGAGGCCAGAGGUGGCCAGGGCCCCCUGGUGGCCGACGCUUUUAACACAGCCUGCCCUAAAAACAAUAACCAAACGCUUGUUAAUGUAGAAGGGGCCUAAAGUGGUGCAGUAAAGGCUCCCUAAUUAUGUGUUACACAAAGUCUCUGAGUAUCUUCAUGACUAUACUCUGUGGCCAAAUGUCUGGUCUUUGAUAUUGUCUACUGACAAAUAAAUAAUGUGAAAAUGACUAAUGGCAAUGUAAAAAUGCCUCACGACUUUAACAAUGUAAAGGCAUUCUGGUAUCUAUGUUACAGAAAUACUGUUGGUACUGUAGGAACUAUUUGACAUUGUUGAUAAAAGUUUGAAACAGCUGUUCUCAAAGGGGGAAAAGAGGAAAAUUCUUGUCAAAGUUCAUUAAAUGUUAUGUGGUUCUUGCCUUAAGAAACUUUCCUGCUCCGUAAAUAAAGAAAAAAGAAAUGGGUGACUGUAUAUUUGAAAGUGGGGCAAGAUGGGUAAAAAUGAAUUAAAGAGUGCACAACAGCCCUUGAGCACCACUGUAAACUAGCUUAGUACACCGUGGACCUCUCUGACCUUUCCUUUUGUUACAUGGAAAUAGAUAUGUAUCAUAACCUCACCAAGCAGUGCGCUAAAUAUUGUUUUAACACUUGCAUCUUUUUCAAGUGAAAAGCUUGUCAAGUAUACGUGAGCAUUUCAUUUUAUAUUUGAUAUCGUUAAUGUGCAGUAUUGCUGUUUGGAACAUUAAUGUUUGUCUUCAGCAAGCUAUCUUGUAAUGACAAAAUUGGAAUGGCAUUAUAAAUGAAUAGUAUAUUGAAAUAUAUAUAUCUAGUAGAUUUUAUAAAGCAAAUUCAUUUUAGUAUUUGCUUCAGUUAAGGACAGUAAUUAAUCUUGACUGUGUUUUUUGAUGUGUUUAUAAAUACAUUAUUUACUGUAAGUAACCUAACGUUUGUGAACCUGUGAAUGUGUCAAGACAUAUGACGUAGUCGUGGAGAAAACAAAUAAAAAUAAAAAUAAACUCAACUUCUCUUUUUUUUUUGUUUAUUCACAAACAAGUCUGAGAGUUGUCAUAAUAAUAUAUCUGUAAUAUAUGCAAGUGAUUGAAUUGCAAUGUCAAAACUAGAACUGUACACAGUAACAGUGUUUCAUACUUGAAAGUGAGCAU
This is a messenger RNA of Cottoperca gobio, 1916 nucleotides long. Its product is annotated as cleavage and polyadenylation specificity factor subunit 6. Bases 193 to 801 code for a protein of 202 amino acids. Lineage: Eukaryota; Metazoa; Chordata; Actinopteri; Perciformes; Bovichtidae. The record is from RefSeq and is a predicted model, not a curated record. The transcript has 6 exons.